UCACGACUAAGACAUGGAUUGACAUGUUGCACACUCUUCACGUCCUAUGCAUUUUUUAUUUUUUAUUUUAUAUAAAUACAACAUUCAGUUACCUUCUCCCAUUCCACGAAUCCAUGGCAAUCCUAGUUUCUGAUCAGAAAUAAGUACCUAUCAUAAACAUGGUUUCCAGAAAUAUAUAAAUUAAGGUGAAGCAGGCAUUGCAAUCUGAAGGUGAUUCCAUGUAGCAAUGAUGGAAAAACCCAAAGUCUCGAACACAAUGAAGGCGCAUAAAGAAAAGCAGAUUGUAGUGAAUGCACAAUCACAGAAAGAAUCUUGUGAUGCCAGUACAACGAUGGCAGCUACUGACUUGCACCGGCCAUCAUCACAACCUCCAAAGCCAAAAUUCCUGAGCCUUAGUCUUCCGAAUUCAGCCAACUCAUCACCUUCAACUCUGAUGAAGAAGAAACUGAAACACAGGAGCACAGAAUCACCAUAUGAAGCCAGUACACUCAAGCAUCAGUAUGAUCAACAAGAAGAAAUGCACUUAAGGAGGAGCAAAUCAUGUGGUGAGGGAAGAGCAUGUGCACCCUCAGAUGACUUUGAUCUCUGGUGGGCCAAAUCAAGUGCAGUGGAACAUGAAAACAUGCAUCAUGGCAGCUUCUCCAAAACUGAAGCCAUCAGAGAAAGUCUUGUGAGUUGCAAGAAUGUGAAAACACAUGAAGAUGAGGGGUUUAAAUGCAGUGCUCUUUGCUUGUAUCUUCCAGGAUUUGGAAAAGCUAAGGCAGUUAAAACGAGAAAAGAAGGAUCAGAAAUGGAAGCUGGUGUAAUAUCUAGAACGGUUUCUUUGGAAAAGUUUGAGUGUGGUUCUUGGGCAUCUUCUGCACUGUUCCUCGAGAUUGAAGGAGACACCAUGAAUUCCUCCUACUUUGAUUUGCCAAUGGAGUUGAUCAAAUGCAGUGCUAAUGAUGUGCAUGCACCUGUUUCUUCAGCUUUUGUCUUUGAGAAGGACCUUGAAGGGGUUCACAAGACUGGUUCCUCUAGAAAAUCACCUCACCAUGUUCCAUUUUCCACAUCUUCUACUGCAAAGCCUGUCUCUCCAGCAUCCUGCAUUACUCCUCGUUUAAGAAAAGCCAGAGAGGAUUUUACCGCCUUCUUAGAAGCACAAAGAGCAUGAACAUGACGGAAUCACUCCUGUGGAAAGUGGAGUGAAAAAAAAAAAAAAACUGCUUAUUACACUAUCUGCAAUCGGUUCUGCCACUUUUAUCACAAUGUUUAGCCAGAGUCAAAUGCUGAACUUAAUACUUAAGGGAACACUUUAGGAUGAUUUUCAUACGAAUGCUUUACGCAAAAAUAUCUUUUCGUGCGAAAAUUGUACUUAGCUUAUAAUCUCAUGAAAAUGUUUUAGUUUGUGUUUGCACAAAAUUUUCACUUGAGGCAUAUAACCUUAUGAAAAUAAUUUAGUGUGUUUUUGGAUCAAUGUUCAUGAUCCAUGUUCUCCUUCAAAUUCAAGUCAAAACUAGAAAAUGAUGUACAAGCAAACUCACAACUUUAGAUGGAUGCACGUUUCAGAGCACAAAACGUGCAAU
Cajanus cajan (pigeon pea) is the source of this 1565-nucleotide messenger RNA. RefSeq lists its product as uncharacterized. The record is from RefSeq and is a predicted model, not a curated record. Gene Ontology annotation, cellular component: chloroplast thylakoid membrane. Gene Ontology annotation, biological process: photosystem I assembly; response to photooxidative stress. Lineage: Eukaryota; Viridiplantae; Streptophyta; Magnoliopsida; Fabales; Fabaceae.